Messenger RNA from Salvia miltiorrhiza (redroot sage), 1587 nucleotides. Its product is annotated as CASP-like protein 2C1. The coding region runs from base 792 to 1337 and encodes 181 amino acids. The record is from RefSeq and is a predicted model, not a curated record. The transcript is spliced from 3 exons. Lineage: Eukaryota; Viridiplantae; Streptophyta; Magnoliopsida; Lamiales; Lamiaceae.
GUGCUAUUAAAUUUAUUUGAUUGGGUUUCGAAAACUUUUGAAUUUCUUUAAUCGGAUUUUUGUAAGUUCAUUGUAAUACUAUAGGAUGAUAAACCCUAUUCACAAAUUAACGAAAAGACUAGUUUCUAUAAAACGAAAUUACAUGGACUCAAUAUUAAUAAAACAGGGAUGUGAAACUUAAUCUCAAUAUUAUUAUUAAUGCAAAAUACUAAAAAUGUUUAAUUUCUUACCAUUAACUUCAUUGUUUAACGUAGACAUCUCAGUGUUGAUGCGAUGUAACUUUUUCAAAUGAUUCUGUUAAAUUAAUAAUCUCAUAUGGCUGACAAUAUUAAUGAAUUUCAAAAAAUAAUAAUCAUACGUGUUCAAUCCAUGAAAUCGAUCAUUCUCUAACAAUUUUUUCUUUUUGGGUAUAUAUAUAAGAUGCAUGCUAUUCCUUUGUGUAUUUACAGAAACGGAAUUUAGAUCUCAAAAGUAUUGCAUGAAUGCAUUCGCAUUUAAUGAAGUAAUUUCAAUUAGCACAUGAGUGCCAGAAUUUGAUGAAUUGCAUAUAUAUAAUAUACUAUGUAUUCGUUCCUAUUUUUCUUUAAGAACAAAUAAAAAAAGAGAUCUCAGUUUGCUCCAUUUAAUGCUUGGGGACACAGGAUGCUCAUCUCCCCCAUCUUCAUCUUGACGUGAGCCCUUCAUAACCAGUCUUUUCUCUCUCUAUAUAUCUCUCUCCACACACACACACACACACAUGUAUAUAUAUGCGAAUACGAUGCCAGUGUGAUACAGAUUAGAGAUUACUAAAAAUGAAUAGCUUUAAAAGAGAAACUUGGUUGAGAAUUAUGAGUAUGUUUCUCUUGGCACUAACUGCCUGUCUCGUCGGUUUCGACUCCCAAACCAAAGUUAUCUUCUACACAUACAAAAAGACUGCCACAUUCCACGUUUUGGAUGUUUUGUAUGUUUUGGUGUGGAUAGAUGUUGCUGCUGCUGCUUAUAAUCUGCUUCAGCUUAUUACAAGCUAUAAGUUUCAAAGUUACUUCACAAAGGAUCUAACAGCUUCUUACCGAUAUGUGGCGUGGGGGAUUUUCUUGUUAGACCAGGCGGCAGCGUACGCGGUGUUCGGUGUGACGGCGGCGGCGGUCCAGGGGUCGACGCUGGCAAUCACGGGUGAGAAGAGCUUCCAAUGGAUGAAGCUGUGCAACAGGUUCACCAGAUUCUGCAUUCAAAUAGGCGGAGCUUUGAUAUGUGGAUACAUAGCAGCAGUUUUGAUGGUGAUAACUGCUUCCAUCUCUGCAUACUCUCUUUUCCGAAUUUAUUCACCCAAACGCUUCCUUAUGCUCAAGCCCAAAUGAAUCACGCAUGCGUCGCUCUUCACAUAACUUUAAUUAUUUUUUACAUUAUUAAUAUUAUCGGACGACGACGUUUGGUUGAGGUUCAUAAUUUAAUCUUCUGUUGCUUAGGUUGAAAUAUUAAUUUAGGCCAAUUAUUGAAGCUAUGUGUUGUACGUAAUGAGGCGUACGUAGCUAGGAAAUAUAAAUAUUAUUUCCUGCCACGACUAUAACUUACUACAAUACUUCCCAAUAUAAACUUAAAUUUGCGUCU